Aaosphaeria arxii CBS 175.79 is the source of this 1147-nucleotide messenger RNA. RefSeq names its product NAD(P)-binding protein. The transcript has a single exon. NCBI's taxonomy places the organism in Eukaryota, Fungi, Ascomycota, Dothideomycetes, Pleosporales. The record is from RefSeq and is a predicted model, not a curated record. Bases 125 to 1042 code for a protein of 305 amino acids.
CUUGGUGAGAAUUAAUAUAUUAACUAUCGCCGAACUAUUGAUGUUCAGACAAACCCAACCUUUUGCAUCAAAAUCUUGUCUUUUCCGAUAAAACGUUUCCUACCAAGACUUCAAAAUAACAAUCAUGUCAUUUUCACCCAACAAAGAUAUCCCAGACCUGGCCGGGAAGGUCAUAAUUGUGACCGGUGGUAAUAGCGGGCUCGGCAAAGAAUCCAUCACGCAGCUAGGGAAGCACGCUCCGCGAGAGAUUGUGAUGACAGCCCGGUCUGAGAAAAAAGCCCUUGAAGCCAUUAAGGAGAUCGAGACUGAGGUUCCUGGAAUAAAGCUGACCUUCCUUUCGUUGGACCUUUCAUCCUUCGACUCGAUUAAGAAGGCUGCAAGGUCGAUUUUGGAGCGGUACGAUCGCCUGGACGUGCUGCUCAAUAACGCUGGACUUAUGGGGGUCCCUCCUUCGCUGACGGAAGAUGGCUAUGAGAUGCAUUUUGGCUCGAACCAUAUGGGCCCGGCAUUGUUCACGAAGUUGCUUCUUCCUUUACUUGAGAAAACAUCGAAACUGCCAGGUAGCGACGUUCGCGUUGUUCAACUCAGUUCCGACGCCCACCAAUUUGGACCCAAGGAAGGCAUUCUCUUCUCCCAGCUCAAGACCACCCAGGCAGACAUCUCCGGCACCGCUCGUUAUGGCCAAUCGAAAUUGGCAAACCUGCUAUACAUAAAGUCUCUAGCCAAACGAUACCCGGGCAUCAAAUGCGUAUCACUUCAUCCUGGGGUGGUUAAAACCGGCCUCGCCACAGAAAUGAUGAAAAGAUACCCGUAUCUUCAGUGGCUAUUCAAAAUCGUCGUCAACCUAUUUUUCACCGAUGUGCACAAAGGUGCAUACGGCCAGCUUUGGGCAGCGACAGGUCGUUCUAGUGAGCUAGAAUCAGGUGCAUAUUAUGUACCUCUGAAGAAGAAGGUGACGGGCAACAAGAUGGUGAACAAUGAUGAACUAGCAGAAAAGCUUUGGGAUUGGACAGAACAAGAGCUCUUGACCCAUAACUUAUGAGGCAAGGCCCGGAGAUCUCCUAUGUUUCUAUAUGUUUUGACUUUUUGCUCGAUAAUAGAAGUAGUGUGGACUUUGCUUUUUAGCUUGUUAAUUUUGUACUUUAUU